Molecule: messenger RNA, 1724 nt
Organism: Lontra canadensis (Northern American river otter)
Lineage: Eukaryota; Metazoa; Chordata; Mammalia; Carnivora; Mustelidae
Gene: ANKRD10
Product: ankyrin repeat domain 10
Exons: 7
Coding region: 115-1638 (507 amino acids)
Molecular function (GO): protein binding
Source: RefSeq, a predicted model, not a curated record
CGGGACGCGGCGGCGGCACUCGCGCUCCUUUGUGCUCCGGAGGUGGCUUCUCGGGUGCUCGCCGCGCGUCCUCUCCCUCUCGGUCGGGUAGCCCGAGCUCUCCGGUGGCGGACCAUGUCGACGGCAGGAACGGGCGCAGGCGUGGAGGCGGGCUUCUCCAGCGAGGAGCUGCUGUCGCUCCGCUUCCCGCUGCACCGCGCCUGCCGCGACGGGGACCUUGCCGCGCUCUGCUCGCUGUUGCAGCAGACGCCGCGCGCCCACCUGGCCGCCGAGGACUCCUUCUACGGCUGGACGCCCGUGCACUGGGCCGCGCACUUCGGCAAGCUGGAGUGCCUGAUCCAGUUGGUUAGAGCCGGGGCCACGCUGGACGUUUCCACGACGCGCUAUGCACAGACCCCUGCCCACAUCGCUGCUUUCGGGGGACACCCCCAGUGCCUCCUCUGGUUGAUCCAAGCCGGAGCCAGCAUUAACAAACCGGACUGUGAGGGCGAGACCCCCAUUCACAAGGCGGCCCGCUCCGGGAGCCUGGACUGCGUCAGUGCCCUGGUGGCCAAUGGGGCCCACAUCGAUUCACAAUGGGCCAGAUUAUUAAUUCUUCAUAUUCCACGCUGUAAUGGGAACCUUUCCUUUUCCUGUGAAGAAAUCGAAAGCUGUCUCCUAUCAGUAUUUUGUCACACUUGGUGCCUGAGGAACGCCAGUGGCCUGACAGCAGCAGACAUUGCUCAAACCCAGGGUUUCCAAGAGUGCACCCAGUUUCUCUUGAACCUGCAGAACUGUCACCUGAGCCGUUUCUAUGAUAACGGCCCCAUAAACGGGGGCCAUCAGAGCCGAUUCCCUAAUCAUACUAGUGCGGGAGCCAAUCGCAAGAGAUGCUUGGAAGAUCCGGAGCCCUUUGGAGUGAAGAAGGCUCGAACCGAAGCUCGGAGCUCGGGUCCCUGCACGCCGCUGGGGAACAGCGACGCGGAUGACGAAGCUGACAAAAUGCUGGUCGACCGAGAGCUCACGGCUGUCACAGGUGGGAGUGGACAGUUCCCUGUUAGCUGUGGCAGCAGCCCCAUGGUCGAAGACACCAGACAGCAGGAGGGUGGUUCUGUCGGACCCAGAGAAAUAGAAGUAUACACGGUCUCAGCGAUGCAAACGCCUUGUCGCUGCAGGAACCAGUAUAUGAAAAACAGUAGCCCCGCGUCGGAUACAUUGGCAAAUGGAUGUGUCAUCAAUGGACAUUUGGACUUCCCCUCCACGACACAGCUCAAUGGGACGGAGAGCAGGAGUGACCAGAGCUUAUCAGGAGCUAAUAGUUUUAGCAGUGGCUUAGUUCAAGGACGGCCUUUUCCGAGUAGCCAGGGUUCGCUUUGUGUCAAUGGGACCGAGGAACCGGAAAAGACCGUGAGCGCUAACGCCGAGAUGUGCGGCUCUCUGCACCUGAACGGGAGCCCGAGUAGCUGCGUGGCUAAUAGACCUUCCUGGGUGGAGGGCAUUGAGGAGAACCUGCACUACGGGCAUUACCAUGGGUUUGGGGACACCGCUGAAAGCAUCCCCGAGCUUAGUAGCGUGGCGGAACACCCCAGCUCCGCGAAGGGGGCAGAGAGACACGGCGGUGCCGCCCUGGGGGCCAUGCACCUGUACCACGGCUCGUAGAGACCGGCAGCCUGACCGUGCGGACGCGCCCAUCCCUCCUAGUAGCCGACUAUGAAUACUCAUGGAGCGCCCAUUUGAGGGACUGU